UCCCUAUAUAUAUAGCUUACUCUUCCAUUCAAUUCCAUAUCUCACUUCGAUCAAUUUUAUUUCUUCCUUCUAAUUAGUUUUUCUUAGCCAAUUGCCACUUACAAUGGCUUUGAAAACUUCCUUCUUGUUUGCCUGUUUCCUUAUCAUAUCCACUCAGGCAUACGCUAAUUGUCCUCCCGGCGCUGAAACACCUACCGGUUCUCCGCCAAAGUCUUCUCCUACCACUCCCCCGCCAACUGCUACUCCCCCAACCUACACACCACCAAUGACUCCAACCACUCCUCCAACUGCCACUCCUCCAACCGCCACACCCCCAUCUGCUACUCCCCCCACUCCGGUCACUCCACCAACAGCCACACCUCCUACCUACACUCCAACAACUCCGCCAACUCCCGUCACUCCGCCAACCGCCACACCCCCAACUCCCGUCACUCCACCAACCGCCACACCCCCAACCUACACCCCCACCACCCCCCCAACUGCUCCCCCAACUCCCGUCACUCCACCAACCGCCACACCCCCAACCUACACCCCCACCACCCCCCCAACUACUCCCCCAACUCCCGCCACUCCACCAACCGCCACACCCCCAACCUACACCCCCACCACCCCCCCAACUACUCCCCCAACUCCUGUCACUCCACCAACCGCCACACCCCCAACCUACACCCCCACCACCCCCCCAACUACUCCCCCAACUCCCGCCACUCCACCAACUGCUACACCCCCAACUCCCGUCAGUCCUCCAACUGCCACUCCCCCAACUUACACUCCAACGACUCCCCCGACUACUCCUCCAACUCCCGCCACUCCACCAACCGCCACACCCCCAACUUACACUCCAACCACUCCCCCAACUACUCCUCCAACUCCCGUUACUCCACCAACUGCCACUCCCCCAGCUACUCCUCCGACCCCCGUUACUCCACCAACUGCCACUCCCCCAACUUACACCCCAACCACACCCCCAACGACUCCUCCAACUCCCGUCACUCCACCAACAGCCACACCCCCAACUUACACUCCAGCAACUCCUCCAACUGCCACCCCACCAACAGCCACUCCCCCAACUUACACUCCAGCGACUCCUCCAACUCCCGUCACUCCACCAACUGCCACCCCACCAACAGCCACUCCCCCAACCUACACUCCACCACAAACUCCCACUACUCCUCCGACCCAACCUCCUUCCACUUAUCCACCAACUCCAGAAACUCCUUCCGUACCACCUUACAAGCAUGGGUACUGCGUGGUGGAAUGUAUGAACAGAUGCAGAUCUUCACCAGCUUACGUCGGAAGGACAAGAAUGUGUGUGAGAAUAUGCAGUCAAUGUUGCAAAGCUAAUGACAAGUGUGUUCCCGGCCCUGCCAAAACUUGCCCAUCAUGGGACUCCAUUGUCUACCACGGUUACACCGUCCAGUGUCCUUAAACGCAAACUAUUGAUUAAUUAAUCCAUCAUCGAUCACUACUUCAUUUGUUUUAAUACAAAUACGUACUCUGUUGAUUAACAACAUAUUUAUGAUAUCCUUUAAUGAUAUGAUGUUUGCUAAGUAGUUAAAUUAUACUCGAUCGGUGAUGUUAAUCAGGGUGGUGAUGAUAUGUUCCCAAAUCCCAAUUAGUAAUGCUACGGCAGUACGUUGUUACGCCCUUUGCUAGUUUGUUGUACUUGCUAAAUUGAAACAAUAAUUGAAUGAAGUGAGGCCCAAUGAGGUCAUCUUUCCUCAUACUCUUGUCCAA
Molecule: messenger RNA, 1737 nt
Organism: Spinacia oleracea (spinach)
Lineage: Eukaryota; Viridiplantae; Streptophyta; Magnoliopsida; Caryophyllales; Amaranthaceae
Product: extensin-like
Exons: 3
Coding region: 104-1429 (441 amino acids)
Source: RefSeq, a predicted model, not a curated record